AUGUUUCGCUUCCAUAAAACCCUCGACAUCGUCACGCUCUUCCAGAAGACGGGCUCGCCGGCUUCAACGCGCAUCGCCAAUGCCCUGAAGCAGGCCUCGGCCAAUGCCUCGACAGAGACCACCAUCGACCAGGCCAGCAGCACUUCAGCCCAGGACGCUCCCAAGCGCGAUCCCUUUGAGCUCAACAUUACCGAGGAACCCCCCACCGAGGACCAGGUGCAGACCAUUCUCGGAUACGUUGGCCAGGGAGGUAUCUCUCGCAUCAUCAAGGACGCACGAGAUGAGCAGGAUGCCCUCAAGAAGUUCAAGCUUAACAAGGACAGCCUCCUCAGGCCGCUGGUUGUCGACUGGAACCAGGGUAAGGCCAUCUCUGGAGAAAACGAGUCAGAGAUUCUGAAGCUGCUCAACUCCCAGAAGUAA
Geosmithia morbida is the source of this 420-nucleotide messenger RNA. RefSeq names its product Protein of unknown function (DUF1687). Gene Ontology annotation, molecular function: oxidoreductase activity. The record is from RefSeq and is a predicted model, not a curated record. The transcript is spliced from 3 exons. Bases 1 to 420 code for a protein of 139 amino acids. NCBI's taxonomy places the organism in Eukaryota, Fungi, Ascomycota, Sordariomycetes, Hypocreales, Bionectriaceae. Gene Ontology annotation, cellular component: mitochondrion.